Juglans regia (Persian walnut) is the source of this 898-nucleotide messenger RNA. RefSeq names its product allene oxide cyclase, chloroplastic-like. Lineage: Eukaryota; Viridiplantae; Streptophyta; Magnoliopsida; Fagales; Juglandaceae. The record is from RefSeq and is a predicted model, not a curated record. Gene Ontology annotation, biological process: jasmonic acid biosynthetic process. Gene Ontology annotation, molecular function: allene-oxide cyclase activity. The coding region runs from base 216 to 707 and encodes 163 amino acids. The transcript is spliced from 2 exons.
CUCCGCCAUCUUUUUCGUCCACCAAUUGUCCAUUACUUUACCGAAAACAAGAAAGUUACUCCAAUGGCCUGCUCAAGCUCUGCAUGACCAACCAAAGUUCAGGAACUGUACGUGUACGAGAUCAAUGAACGUGAUCGUGGAAGCCCCGCCUACCUCCGUUUGAGCCAGAAAUCCGUCAAUUCUCUCGGAGAUAUGGUCCCGUUUAGCAACAAAGCAUGUUCUUCGAUCCUCAUCUACUUACUUUCUUCCUUUUUAAAAGCAAUAUUUCUGUAAUAUUCUCUCUUAUCUUUUCUGGUUUGCAGAUAUAUGCCGGAGACCUACAGAAGCGGUUGGGAAUAACAGCGGGCAUGUGCAUUCUGAUCGAAAACAAACCCGAAAAGAAAGGUGACAGGUACGAGGCGAUAUUCAGCUUUUAUUUCGGGGACUACGGUCACAUAUCGGUGCAGGGACCGUAUUUGACCUACGAGGACUCGUGUUUGGCCGUGACGGGUGGUUCUGGUAUCUUUGAGGGGGUGUACGGGCAGGUGAAGCUGCACCAGAUUGUGUUCCCCUUCAAGCUUUUCUACAUUUUUUAUUUGAAGGGCAUCGGAGACUUGUCCGAAGAGCUUGUUGGGAAGCACGUGGAGCCGACCCGGCCAGCUGUUGAGCCGAGCCCUGCGGCUAAGGCUUGUGAGCCCCAAGCCACCAUCGCUAAUUUCACUCGUUGAAGGAAUAUUAUGAACGCCGUUGUUGAUCAAUGAUGACGAUGACAUUGAUAGUCAAUAAAUUAUUUGCAUAUUGUAUUUUUCCCCGAAUGUGACUUUGAUCUUAACGUCACACAUGAUAUUCUUGUGGAAGUUAGCAAAUCCACGUUAAUUUACUUCUUCAAUUUUUAAAGAGAUGUUAUAUUCUCAAAGUG